This is a messenger RNA of Pungitius pungitius (ninespine stickleback), 840 nucleotides long. RefSeq names its product high choriolytic enzyme 1-like. The coding region runs from base 1 to 801 and encodes 266 amino acids. Gene Ontology annotation, molecular function: metalloendopeptidase activity; zinc ion binding. NCBI's taxonomy places the organism in Eukaryota, Metazoa, Chordata, Actinopteri, Perciformes, Gasterosteidae. The transcript has 2 exons. Gene Ontology annotation, biological process: proteolysis. The record is from RefSeq and is a predicted model, not a curated record.
AUGGACAUGGAAACUACAUCUUGUUACCUGCUGCUGCUGCUGCUCGGCCUCUCAGAAGCAUAUCCCUUCGUUGAUGAAGGAAACGAAGCAAAUGACCAAAUGGGUGAAGAUGACAGAGUCGACAUCAGCACCAGGAUUCUGAACUCCAACAACGGCAUCAAUGAGAUGCUGCUGGAAGGAGACUUGCUGGUUCCCACUACCAGAAACGCAAUGAAGUGCUUUUCCCAGCAGUGCCUCUGGAAGAAAGGCUCCAACGGCCUGGUGACGAUUCCCUUCGUCAUUAGCAGUGAGUUUACCGGCGCAGAGAGACAGAACAUCGACACCGCCUUGAAGUCCUUCCACACCAGGACCUGCAUUCGCUUUGUUCCCCGUAGUAACGAGAACGACCACAUAAGCAUCGAGAAUGGAGCUGGAUGCUUUUCUUCUCUGGGCAGAAUAGGUGGCAAACAGGUAGUCUCAAUCAACAGACAGGGUUGCGUCUACUACGGCAUCAUCCAGCACGAGGUCAACCACGCGCUGGGCUUCAAUCACGAGCAGACCAGGAGCGACCGUGAUAGCUACGUCCGGAUCAACUGGGAGAACAUCGACCCUCAGAUGGCAUACAACUUCCAGAAGCUGGACACCAACAACCUGAACACUCCCUACGACUACUCCUCCAUCAUGCACUAUGGAAAAACCGCCUUUUCUAUAAAUGGGAAGGACUCCAUCACUCCCAUCCCCAACGCAAACUACCAGAUCGGCCAGAGGAUCGACAUGUCCUCCUGGGAUAUCAAGAGAAUCAACCUUCUUUAUGGGUGCUAACAACAAAGCUUCCAAUUUGUUCUGAUCCAAAGUUAUCAA